This is a messenger RNA of Cuscuta campestris, 3493 nucleotides long. The record is from the annotation of a GenBank genome assembly. Lineage: Eukaryota; Viridiplantae; Streptophyta; Magnoliopsida; Solanales; Convolvulaceae.
UUUUCUUGAUCGGCCUGACUUUUCCAUUGCCACGAGGCAUACUAUCUUAUGUUAGGUGGCUAUGAAGAAAGGCAAAACUACUCUAUUGAACUGUUUCUUUUGCAUUUUCCUUAAGGAUGACACUAAGUGUCUAUGGUUUAUGAUUUACAAAGAUGAAGCUAUGAAGCUUAUUGAGCAAUCAGCCAUGAGCAUGUAAUAUAUUAAGAGAAAUCAUUGGUAAUCAUCAAAAAAAGUACGCCUUUAUCAUGCCAUAGAGCUUUAAAUAGCAAGCUCAGCUAUCAUGGGUCAACAAACAACUGACCUAUUUGCUUAUUUAAACUCACUCAAGAGUUUAGAAAGACACAAAACUAUCAAGAUUGGUAUGGUUAAUGCCCAGAUGCAUUUGAAUGAAUGAGGCUAUAUAGUUUCACGGGGUUCUAAGGGUGGUUACAUGUCUUUUUUUGGCAAUGAUAUCACGCUUUUAAAAAAAGUUUACACAUGCUCUCAGUUAUUCCUUAGUACAGUAUUUAGUUCUUUUUCUUUUUAUUCAUCUUUAUUGCACUGAUUGCAACUACCAUCUCCACCACGAUCACUCUUUCGUCCAUGGUAUCCCGGUGUCUAAUUCAACAGUGGCUUUGACCUAUCACAUUGCUUAUCCCUACUCCCGUGAAAACCUAUGUAAUGAAACAUUAUAUAGUAUAAUUUAGGGUUUUUUAAUAUAAUUAUCAUUUGCAGGGUAGGGCUCAAGGUGCCUUCCCAAGGACUCCAUCCAAAAAGUGAUUGCCUUCUGCUUCAAAGGAUUAACGCAGGAUCUGGAAGCUAAUUUCACAUCUUCGAACAUGAUAAUGACUAUGGUUUUAAGGUACGAUUUGGUUAAAACCGGUUUCAGAUUGGGGUUAUGGAUUACGCCAAAUGUAAGAGAUUCAUAGUAUUUGAUGAUGAGGUUGAAAAAAUUGUUAUCAAUAUGUCAUUUACCUAUAAUGUACUGUACAAAUAUCAAAGAGAAUCAAAAAUCUAUUAUUAAUAGUUAUUCUCUGUCGUUGGUUUCGUUCACUUUUUCCGUUCGCUUCCGUCGCCGUUGCAGUCCGAUUUGAAGGUUAGUUCCCUCUUCCCCGUUCUCAUGGCGUCUUCUGAUUCCACUACUUCCGCUCCCGCUGUCGAUUCGGCGGUGGUUUGGUUUGAAGAAAUGUACCGUCAAGAUCCCUCCCUCCGCCCCAACGGCUUGAUGGGAGGAAUUGACCACUCUAGGGUUCUGAGUGCGGUGCCUCUUCACACGUCCGUCACCGUGGCGUCAACGUCCCGGGCACCGCCCUUGAGAAAGAAGAAGAAACCGAACGUUGCCAAAGGGAAGAACCCGAAAUCCUUACCCGUUACCGUGCUGGAAACGGGUCCGAUUACGAAUACGGGUUGUCUUCUGUUGGACGUUGACUUUGACGAGGCUCUCCGCUUCGUGGGUGACGGUUACACAGUGCGCCGACCGCACACGACCAACCAUGUUUUCUCUGUGACCUGUCCCGACGCCGAGGUCGGGGUGCACGUGGCGUCAAUGCGCUACGGCCUUCGUUUCCCUCCUCACGAUCUGAUAGUCCAAUUUCUGAAUUUCUACAACCUUCUGCCGGGUCAGCUCAGUCCCCACUCCUACUAUUGUUUCUCAAUUUUCCUGAUCAAGUGUCACCAGAGGGGAGUCCCCUGGUCUUUGGAUCUAUUCCGUUACAUGUUCAAGAUCUCCAAAGUGGGGGCCCUUGAGGGAAAUUCGUAUGCCGUCGUUUCCUCCCAGGCCGAGUGUGGGAUGGCCGUCUUCCCCUCGUCCUUGAAACUCUGGAAGGCCAAGUUUGUGUUCAUUUCUGGUUUUCCUGGGGGCCGGCAUCCAUUUCGCGCCAGGUUCCCCGUCUGUCACACGUUCGUUCGUCAUCCUCGUCCCCAGGCCACUCCCGAGCUUCUCGCAUACACGCAGAAACUUUUGGAGGACUGCCGCCCCAAACCGCCCCACGUGUACACUAUCUGCACAGAACAGAAUUUGGCGGAGGUGGGGAUGCUUAUCUCCCUCGAGCGUCAAUUCGAAUUGACCGAGGCCGUGCUUGGGGGUCGUCCCAAGCAUGGGCUUGAGGAUAGUGCUCCGAGGUCGGAGGAUCUGGAGUCGGGGGGCGAAGAAGUGGAGGACGACGAGGAGGUGGAAUCCGACGAAGAAUCAGAACAGCCACCCUAUUCCGAGGGGAUUGCUGACGUGGAUCCUUCCGUAGGAGAUAUGAAUCCGGUGGAUAUGAUCCGCAAGGCCAAGCUGCUGGCUCGAAAUCGCAGCAGAGGAGAAGAGGUGCAACAGAAAACGUCUUCUGAGAACGCAUCUGGGCCCAUUGUUCCCGUCCCGAACCCGGAGACGGCCUCGACCCGGAACCUGAGGAAGAGGAAGGUUAUCCAAGUCGAGGAUGAAGAUACCGCGUCUGAGCAGGACAUGGUCCUGAAUCAGGACCCGAUGAGCAAACGGCCGACCGGCCCUCUGGGUGGGAAGUGUCCCAAUUCCUCCGACAAGGUUGAUGGGGAUGCCAAUACCGAGGCUGAGGCCGCAUCCCUCUCUGCGGUGCUGAAGGAAGAGGAUAAGAUCCUCCUGUCUUUGCAAAAGCUGGUGGAAAAGGCAUCGGCGAAACUGAACUUGAUCAGUCAGCGCCGAGCUGGGGUUGGAUUCUCCGCAGGCGUAGAUUCCUUGGCCUCGGUGGAAUUGGAAUUGUCCCGCCUAAGGAAAUUGGCGGAAACCGAGCAUGAGCAGGCCGUCGAGCUCCAAAUGCAAGCCGUGGCGAAGUCUGAGGAAGUGCGGUCAGCGGAAACAGAGCGGGACCAGCUCCUCGCCGAGAGGGAACAAGCUGCCGCUGAGAAAGAGCGCGCCAUCUCCGACUUCCUCCAAUCCCCUUCCUUCAAAGAAACCUGCCUGGAGAGGAUGGCCGCCUACUACGAAGAUUGGAUCAAGACUGAGGCCGGCAUUGCGAAGAUGGGCGUGGAGGGGACGACGUGGUUCGAGAGUGGCGUCUAUCACGGGAUCAAGCUCGUCCUUCGCCGGACCAGAAGAGUAGAUCCGUCCUUUCCCCCGCCUGGGGUUGAUAUCCCCGAGAUGCAUGAUCCUAACUUGAACGCCGAGCUUGGGGAGAACCCGUUCUCCCUUGGGACGCCCGAGCACGAAGAAAAGGAUGCAGAAGACACCGGCGACGAACAACCCUCUAACAUUCUUCCUUAGUGUUUUCCUUGUAAUUUUUGAAAUCUCUUCUCUUUUGUAACCAAAGAUUUUGUCACUGUUUUGCUGCAUGCGUGAAUAGUUGAUAGAUUUCUGACAUUAUUUAUUUGGAUAAAUUUGAAUUGCGCCUUUUGAGGAACUGACUCUUUGGCUUCCCCACGCAAGCAGACCUAACCACUGGACCGUCACGCUGUGCCAAACACGUGUCACUGCGCACAGUUCCACUUCCAAUCACCGCGACUGUUUGACUUCCUUAUCUCUUCGUGCAUGGUACUAUAAAUUGACCUUCCCCCU